CCGGCGCUCCCCGCCGCCCCGGCCCCGGGCCCUGCCACCUGGGAAGCGGCCGCAGCGGGAGCCGCCGCGGCGUCCAGGAUGUUCAGUGUAACCAAGGCCACGGAGAAGGCUCUGCUUCAGCACUUCAUAUACCAGAAGUUGGAGAUUGCCUAUGCCAUACACAAGCCCUUUCCGUUCUUCGAGGCCCUCCGAGACAACAAAUUCAUCACGGAGAGGGUGUACAGAGAAUCCCUGGAAGCCUGUGGAAAUCUGGUGCCCAUCUCCAGAGUGGUGCACAACGUUCUCACCAAACUGGAGAAGACUUUUGACUUGCCGCUUCUGAUGACACUGUUCAGCCAGAGUAACCUGCGUGAAUAUCCCGAUCUCAUGGUCAUUUUCAGGAGCUUCGGAAGCGUUGUUGCGUCCUAUGAGCACUGGAGCAGAACCACACCAAGUGGCUCAGUAGAAGAGAGCUCGCUGCAGACCCCGCAGCUCCCAGGGCCCCAUCCACCCACACUGAGCUCUCUGCUGUGUACACCUGGAGUCACUGAGCUCCAAGCAGCCUCGGAGCAAAUCAACAAGAUCCUACAUGAACGGCCCAGCCCUUCCAACCCUGCCCUGCCUCUCCCUGGACUCAUCCAGGAAGGACAAAACAGUCCAGGAAGGAAAAGAAAAAGAAAUAUCUGGCCAACUCCAAAGAGACAUCAGAAAAAAAGCUGCCCAAAAGAAGCAGUGUCACCUGAGCAAGGAACCCAAGAGGAGCUCCAAGCAGUAAACCAGGGCACCCAAAUGAGAGAUGACUUAACCCAGGACUUGGAUGUGCUGGAAAGGGUCCAAGAGGCAAAGACUGACUGUGCCCAGACACCCACCCCAGAAGAGAUCAGCCAUGAGACCUCAGAAAUGAAUGAAGGGACGACACCCCAGAAGAUACCCAGCACCCCACCAAGAACUACCCAUGAGGCAGCUUCAUCUGGGCAUGGAAUCCAGGAGAAAGCCCAAGUGGUGGAUCAGGAAACUCAGAGGAAGGACAACUCCAACUCAGCCGAGGACUCAAAGAUGGACUGUGCACAGAAGGCCACAGCAGAGGAAAAACCAGAAGAUGAUGCUGUAGAUUUUCUCUCACCUACGCUGCCUGUGACCUGUGGUGAUGCCAAGGGGGUUUUAUAUAAGGAGAAGAUGCAGCAAGGUUCUUCAGAGAAGUGCAUUCAGAACGAGGAGGGAACCUGGUUCACACCCGACGAGUUUGUAAUUGAAGGGAAGAGAGAAAAGUCAAAAGACUGGAAGAAGAGCGUGCGCUGCAGGGGACAGACCUUGCGGCGCCUGAUGGAGAAAAGACUUUUGUUCUGCCCUUCAAAAAUGAAUAUGAAGCGAAAGGUCACUAGCAGGUGAAUUCCCAGCACGUUCUCCGGCUCUUGUGUCCCAGCUCCGAAGGCAACCUCAUCAGCCGCUCCAGCAUGCCGCUCCGUGCCCUGGCCUCCGUUACCACCAGUUACUGGGGACAAGGAGCCACAAGACUCCUUGAGACAAAAAUCAGGACAAGUUACUCAUGCGCAGAUCCAGCUCACAAGCCUCCCAUUACACGGGAACUUCCAGCAGAGGCCCUGGCGCAUCUGUUCUUCAGAGACUGGACUAACCUUUGCCUGCAUUCAGUUGUGUUGGUUGUAUUGUUGUUGUUGUUUUGUGCUGACCCUAAGGCUUGAACUCAAAGCCUGGGUGUUGUCCCU
This is a messenger RNA of Dipodomys spectabilis (banner-tailed kangaroo rat), 1703 nucleotides long. It is a transcript of the gene Sp110, whose product is annotated as SP110 nuclear body protein. The transcript is spliced from 11 exons. Gene Ontology annotation, biological process: regulation of transcription by RNA polymerase II. Lineage: Eukaryota; Metazoa; Chordata; Mammalia; Rodentia; Heteromyidae. The record is from RefSeq and is a predicted model, not a curated record. The coding region runs from base 79 to 1368 and encodes 429 amino acids. Gene Ontology annotation, cellular component: nucleus. Gene Ontology annotation, molecular function: DNA-binding transcription factor activity, RNA polymerase II-specific; DNA binding.